GCAGGCCUUAAAUUUAUUGUGUGUAUAUAUGUAAAUCCGAAUGCGCAAUCUCCUAGCGCGUAGGGAAGCUGCAAGGACUUCAACGUCUGAGCCAGUGCCAGAGCCUCCUCCUCCAGCAUCUGCCGACUUUGAGACGGCAAUAGCUGCUUGCGGCUUUGGUUGCUUUAAUGUACUUAUAUUGUUUAUUGCCUGGCCUGUGCUGCUGGCCGUCUUAUUCUCUGUUAUGUCCAUGUCCUUUAUAUUGCCGAUAGCAGGACGUGAUCUGGAUAUAGUGCUGAGUAUGAAAGGUGUCUUAUAUGCGCUGCCCUUUGCAGGCAUGAUAUUGUCGGCAGUGCCUUGGGCUUUCAUAUCGGAUACAUUGGGGCGUCGUGUUGUGCUGAUCAGUGGCGGCUGGUUGUGGCUUAUUUGUGUGCUGUGUCUUGCCUUAAGUCAGAAUAGCACGCAGCUAAUGGUGUUCAAGUUUAUUGAUGGACUAAUCAUUUGUGGUCCACUUGCCAGCAUCUAUAGCUACCUAUCUGAAUUUCAUGCCAAACAGCACAGGAGCAUGGUAAUACUUUAUGUUAGCAUUUGCGGCUCAAUGGCCGCACUGAUAUUGCCAAUUAUGGCAAUUUUUUUUUUGCCACUGUCAAUUGAUUUCCAUAUAGGCAGCUUAAGCUUUAAAACCUGGAAUGUGUUUUUGGCAAUAUCAGCAGUGCCCAGUCUUAUUUACGGCUUGAUGCUUAUAUUUCUGCCCGAAACCCCCAAGUUUCUAAUGUCGCAAGGCAACUAUAGCGCCGCCUUGAAGUCCUUGCAGUUUGCCUACGCGCUAAACAAUCGCAAGAGUCGUAAACCAUUUCCGAUAACUAAAUUAAUGGAUGAUAGCCCGGAAUCGUUUCAAUUAGAGCAUAGCACAUUAAGGCAGCGUUUUCAUUUAAAUAUGCUCAAGUUUGUGGAGGGCUGGCGUCAAUUGAAGCCUUUGUGCAGCAGACUCUAUUUGCCUACAGCUAUGAAAGCGUUUCUAAUAAAUUUUCUAGCUAGUGUGUGCAUCAGUACCAUGCGGGCGUAUCUGCCGUCCAUUUGUCACGUCAUGAAAAUAUUAAGAAACUCAGAUCAGGCAGACUGCAGCAUGUGUAACGUAUUUGAAUACAUUAUCAGAAUAAAUGCAACUACCGAAGAUGACCCAGCUCAAUGUCAAGGUAGUUAUGAGGAAUAUCUUUUAGUUCCCGUUAUUGGCCUAGUAUGUAGUAUAAUUUUCUUGCCAAUAAUAAGAAAUAACAAAAUUGCAAUUCAUUUGCUUAAAUUUUGUCUUGGACUAUGCACAUUGCUGAUGAUAGGCUUAUACUUUUCUAGUAGUCUUUGGCUUACAUUAUCUAUAGUUUCUAUAUAUUGUGGCAUCAUGACGGUUUGUAGUGCAGCCCUCAUGGCCAUCAGUGUAGCUGUGUUUCCCACUUUAAUGCGCACCAUGAUGCUUAUGUUAAUAAUGACCUGCGGUCGUGCGGGAUCAUUUGUCGGUACUUUUGUAUUUCAUAUAUUUAUGCAUCUGGGCUGCUUGGCGUCUUUUCUUUGGCUAACUAUUAUGAUGGCCAUUGCCUUCAUCAUAUCCUUAUUCUUAACCAUCGAUGUGCAUCAGCCGCUGAAAUAAAUUAUAAAAUUCUAAAUAUUGUUAUAUUCGUGAAUUUGUA
Drosophila busckii is the source of this 1661-nucleotide messenger RNA. RefSeq names its product synaptic vesicle glycoprotein 2A-like. The transcript has 10 exons. Lineage: Eukaryota; Metazoa; Arthropoda; Insecta; Diptera; Drosophilidae. The record is from RefSeq and is a predicted model, not a curated record. Gene Ontology annotation, biological process: transmembrane transport. Gene Ontology annotation, molecular function: transmembrane transporter activity. Bases 41 to 1621 code for a protein of 526 amino acids.